Molecule: messenger RNA, 6173 nt
Organism: Triplophysa dalaica
Lineage: Eukaryota; Metazoa; Chordata; Actinopteri; Cypriniformes; Nemacheilidae
Gene: fgd5a
Product: FYVE, RhoGEF and PH domain containing 5a
Exons: 21
Coding region: 297-4769 (1490 amino acids)
Cellular component (GO): cytoplasm
Molecular function (GO): metal ion binding; guanyl-nucleotide exchange factor activity
Source: RefSeq, a predicted model, not a curated record
GCGCGGACCUGACGGGACCUGCUGCAACAGUCGAUAUUAAACUGAUUUUUUGGCAGUCACGCCGUCGAACAAGAGAUGAAGUCUCUGAUGUUUAUUUCUCAGGUUUUAUGACAAAUGUCAACGGAGUAAAUUCACGGCACCCCUGGAUUUACACUUUUGCUUCGGAAUAUCGAGGAAUAAUGUGGAAGUAUUUCAGAUGCCGUGGUGGAUGACAUCCGAAAAUGAGCUCAGAUUUUUAGAAGGAACUCGAAUCUCCUCAAGCAAAGCAUUUGAUUAUAACUGUGAGCUCAACCCUGAUGUCAAAGCCUUGUCACUCUACCCGAGGUCCAAAACCUCCUGUGGCACCCAAACCAAGGCCAGCCUCAGAGGUCAGCCAAUGCUUUUUGGGUAAUGGGGACAUAACAUCCUCAGACAGACUUGAACUGAAGCUGGACAAUGAAUCUGAUGCCUCUCAGGAUGAGGCCGAUGUGUCAGGAGAAAACUCUACAGGCGAUUGCAUGGACAAGGACUUAUCAGACACAAUAAAACGGUUCAUUGUGAAUUAUGACACAAACCAUGAAACCACUUAUCAUGAAAUUAAAGAAAACUUUGUUGUGGAUGAAACGAUGGGAGAGGAGGAACACAAAGAUGAUGCGAUUAAUACAGCCUCUGUAAAUUUAGUUGAGGUUGUCCAUGUAAAUCUUAAUUUAGCUGAUGAGGACCAGAGCAAAAACACUGAUGAUAUCAGCCUUCAUGAGAAUGGAGUUGCAAAAGAAAACACCCAUGAAUGUCCUGAAAUCGAGACACACUCUGGAGACCAGUCUGCAGAAUUUAAAGAUCAUCAAAGCCUGUAUGCAGAGAUUGAGGAAUCAUUAACAGACAGUUGCGAGGAGCCAGAUGCAGGCCUAACUAAUGACAUAAAACAGUCAAAUUAUAGUGAGAGGGAUUCUGUCCUCUGUGCGCACUCUGUUGAAUGUCACAAUGAUCUCCAUGAUGAUGCAGAAGAGGAUGAAACUGGGCUUUCAUCAAAUGCUAUAAACUGCAGUCUGCCCUCACUAUGUGAGGAAUACCCCUAUGAUGUCAUUGGUUCACCUGACGACAACAAUACUUGGCAGGCCGAACGCGCUACCAAAGACACAUCUGGUCGUUUCAGGUUUGCGGAGGAGACAGGAGAUGCAUUUGAGCCUUACUCUGUCAUAGAGGUCGUGCCAAGUGAUUUGACAUGCACCUCUGAUCCAGAAGUAAGAUGCUCCGAAGAGGAGUCCAGCAAUGAGAAACCAAUGGUCUCGGAGAACACAACAGAAGAAACUUCAAACCAAGAUCCCUACUACGUUUCAUCGGCCGAUGUUGCGUUGUUAGAAGAUGAACAGGCAAAAUCAGAAAAUGGUGUCUCUCACACUACAAUGCCGUGUGAGGGUAAAGAGAUGUCUAAAAAUGAGGAAGUUGAUGAAUAUGCUGAUAUUGAAGACCAGGGUAGUGAUAGUCUGCAAUUAGAGUGUGUUUCAUCUGAAGAUUAUGUUGAAAUCGGAGAUGAAGAAGAGCCAGUAAACAUGGAAAGGAAAACAAAAUGUAAAAGUGUAAAAGAACGGUCAGCUAGACAUGCCAUCUUGAGUCUUAGAAACAGCUGCCAGCCACGUCUCAGACUAUGCAACAUCACUGUUCCAACAGAUCUGGAUGUAGGGAGGACUCCAGAACUUACCAACCGUGUGGUUUUUGCCCACACCACGGAAGCAUUUGAAGAAGACAUAGAAGAGCUGGAUUGCCACAUUGUGCCUUUUUUUGAGGAUUCGGACACAGACAGUGAAGAACAUAUUUAUGAAGAGGCUGGCUUCGACUCAGAAGGCGAGAACUUUAUCACUCUGGACAGGAAGAGCAUUGUGACAAGAUCUCGUUCGCUGUCUGGGAAAGUACCUGGAUAUGUUCCUGAGACUGUGCCUGAAGAGACGGGCACCGAGUACCAGUCUCACGACUACUACACUGUGACCUUAGACCAGAAUGGAGAUGCACAUCCCAAACCAUUAGAUGAAACAGAGGCCAGUCAAAUUAUUCCUUCACUAAAGCCGAGGCGUUUUCUUCUGUCUCCUCGUUCACUCUCUGUAGAAGGCAGAGAUUUGACAUUAUCGGGGCACUUUGAUGGUGAGAAAUCUCCAAAAGAGGAAAGUAGAUUGCAAAAAAAAGAUGACACACUUUCUUUGCCUUGUGUCAUUACUUCUUCUGGAAGCUUUUCUCAAAGAAGCCACCAGUCGUCCAGCUGUGUUACAACACAUACGUCUCUAGUUGACAUCCCCCCACCUUUCGAGUUAGCUUACAUAACUAAAAGGCCUGUCACCAAAAGCUCUCCAUCCCUUCUUAUCCAACACGAGUCUCCUGACAAUGCCAAAAAGAAAAAGACUUCAUUUAAACGUUUCUUGGCUUUGAAAUUUAGGAAAAAAACAGAUGGCAAAGUCCAUGGAGAUGGUGUCCGUUCCUCCAGGUCAUCAUCUGAGUCUAGCCACCAUGGCCCCAUUCGGGUUCUGGAGAUUGAUCACAAGAGUACAAGUAGCUCCCCUCAGCUUCAGUCCCGUUUGGCAAAGUCGCAACGUAAUGAUUUACCUACCACCUUUGUGCUUUACAAAGAGAGGCAAAGGAGGCAAGGAGUUCCCAAGAGUUAUGCCAACAGGGGUAUCGGCAGAGUGGAGUCCUUUGAGGACCGCUCUCGCCCUCCUUUCAUGCCUUUGCCACUUACUAAGCCUCGCUCCAUCUCCUUCCCAAGUGCAGACACAUCUGACUAUGAAAACAUUCCUGCAAUGAACUCAGACUAUGAGAAUAUUCAGAUUCCACAUGGGAGACCCAUUCGUUCAGUCACUAUAACAGGGUUCUUCGAUGACCAGAAUCGGACAACAUCACCAGCCAAUGAGAAUGAUGGUUAUGUGGACAUGAAUAGCUUUGCAGGGAUAGAAAACAAGCCCACCACCCAAGAACAAGACGACGAAAGUGCCUACACUGAGCCAUUCCCUGUUUGUCAUGCACCUGCCACUGUGUCCAACGAGGAAGACCAUGGACGCACCUCUGAGGAAGAGGAUAGUUGUGCAGACCAUUGCUACGACCGACAGAUUGAUGGCCGAUCCAGAGCUUACUAUGUUGUAAAAGACCUUGUGGACUCGGAGAGAGAUCACGUGAAGGCUCUGAAGAUUCUCCAGGAGGACUUUAGAGAAGCAGUGGAGUCAACAAUUGGGGAGGAUGAAGAACCCCUGUUAGAAAAAGUGAAACUAGAGGAGAUCCUCAGCACCCUUCCUCAAGUUUACCACCUCCAAACUGAGAUCCUGAAUGAGCUGGAGACCCGCAUGAAACAGUGGGAGGACAGCCCGACCGUGGUUGAUGUCAUUUUAACACGCCGGGCAGAGUUUUCAGCCUACGCGAGCUACAUCUCAGACUAUGACCACAGCAUGUCAGUGCUGGAGGAGAGCUGCAGACAGAAUAAAGCUUUUGAAGAUGUGGUGAAACAGUUUGAGACAAAGAACGCCGAAGGAGUUCAUGUUCCUCUAUCACAUCAGCUCCUGCGAGUCAUUGUGCGUGUGCUCCAGUACCGCAUGCUGCUCACAGAUUACUUAAACAACCUCUCGCCGGAUUCUAAAGAGUAUGAAGACACACAAGCUGCAUUGGUCAUCGUAUCAGAGGUUGCGGACCAGGUGAAUGACAAUCUGAAACACGGGGAGAACCUGCUUCGUUUGGUCCACAUUGACUACAGCGUGAGAGGGAAGAGAGACCUUCUUCAGCCUGGAAGGGUGUUUGUUAAGGAGGGCACUCUGAUGAAGGUCUCUCGUAAAUGCCGACAGCCAAGACACCUCUUCCUGAUGAAUGAUGUGAUGCUGUACACAUAUCCUCAGCAGGAUGGUAAAUACAGAUUAAAGAACACACUCACUUUAAGUGGGAUGAAGGUGAGUAAACCUGUUAUAGACAAUGUGCUCAAUACACUGAGGAUAGAAGUCAGUGAUGUUACCAUCACACUCUCAGCGAGUUCUUUAGGAGAGAGAGAGGACUGGUUCCACACGCUGAGUCGGGCUAUAGCGGAUCACGCUGCUGGUCUCAACACCUUCAGCAGUUCUAGUGAGGCGAGAGAGAAAUUGUGGAUGUCUCUCGGAGAGGCCGCACCUGUUCUAGUUCCUGUGUCCCAUGUGAUGAUGUGCAUGAACUGCACGUCUGACUUCAGUCUAACACUGCGACGACAUCACUGCAAUGCUUGUGGAAAGGUGGUGUGUCGUUCCUGUUCGCGAAACAGAUAUCCCCUUAAGUACCUGAAAGACAGGAUGGCAAAAGUGUGUGACCACUGCUAUACCGAGCUCAGAAAGAGAGGUGGUAAUAUUCCUGAAACAUGUGAGAGCGCAAGUCCCCGCACACACAGGGCCAGCAGACCUCUGUCUGCUGUAUUCCAGAGCCUCCAGCCCCCGAGUCUGUGGAGGAACAGAAAGAGCACCUCACCUCUCACACAGGUGUCUGUGGGUGCAGAAGGGUCCACGAUGAGCGGCAGUCUGCAGAGACGCAAAAAGAGCAAAAGGAAGUGGAAGAGGCUGUGGUUCCUGCUCAAAGACAAGGUGCUCUACACCUUUAAAGCACGAGAGGAUAAAGUGGCAUCUGAAAGUCUUCCUCUGCAGGGUUUUACUGUAAAGCAGUCUGAGCGAUCCGAGGGAGAAGACACAGACAGUGUUUUCCAGCUUUAUCAUAAAAAAACACUCUAUUACACUUUCAGAGCAGACGACCAACACACGGCACGCAGGUGGGUAAAUGCAAUGGAGGAAGCCACAGUGUUAUAGUAUCUACAUCUUUGCUCAGUUGGCAACGAGACACUGGGCAAUGUUCUCAUCUCUCCAGUACAAUUUCAGACAGCUUAACCCAUUACGGUCUUAAACACUUCAAUUAAAUCAGAGUUGACUGUGCCUGAGAAACCAGCACAUUCACACAAUGGAUACCUUUUAAAUCUUUAUCUUCUUUUUGGUUGCUGAAUUUUUGGACAGAGUUCUUGAAGCGUGCGUGGAGUCACACAAGGCUUGUUAUGCUUGGCGUAUUCCUCUUGCAUACUGUUCAUUGCCUCUUCUUCUUGACUUCAGACUAAUUAAAAAAGUGCCAAAUGUAUUCAGUGCUGUUCAGUAAAGCAUCAGUUUGCUCAGGUGUUGUGAAUGACUGUUAUAAAUUCUUAUUAUUAUUUGUGUGGACAAAUAAAGGGAAAUGUUCUUUUUUUAAACUGUAACUACGUUUCUAUAUGCAGAUGUAAUCCAGUACAGUCAUUUAUACACUAAAGCGGUGAAAUAAUGUAAAAUAUAAAUUAACUCAAAGUGAGAGGCAUUUUAACAGAUUGAAUCACGACAAGCCAACACAGUCUUGCUACAAAAUAUAAUAAUUGCUUUUAAUUUAUAACUAUUUAGCAUGACAUAUUCUACUACGUCAGAUAUUAAGAGUCAUGUUUUAUAGAAAAUAACACCAUGUGAUAUAUAUAUAGAUUCGGAUUAUCAGAACUGUACCCUAACUGAGUCGAGCUGUAUAUUUUACUCAAAAUACUGUAACGAUUCACAUUGUAAUGUAUAUAAUUUGCUGCUAGAAUAAGAUAUUUCUGUCAUCUGCUGUGAGAUUUUGUAGUUGUUUUACAGUGAUAAAAAAACUGAAAAAAACUACUGUUAUUGUUUUCUACAAUAUGCAUUGGGCAAUGAUGCUGUGGUAUUAGCCACCACUUUCGGCAAAAAUGUAAAAAAACAGAUUCAAUUUCUUAAUCGGAUUUAAAGAAAUCCUUAUUACUUUGUUUACAGUAGUAACAAUAGCUGCAGUUUUAUGGUUACCAUGGUAAUCCGUGCCUUCUAAUGUACUAGCAUGAAGGGGCGUGCUUUCGAAGGACAAGUUGGGUGAAACCUCGAUGCAAAUCAGUAUGCAAAUGUUGUGAACAUCGGUGUCGCAUUAACCUUACAUUAAAAAUUACCAAGUGCCACAUGCUUUAUUUAGCCCUGCAGUGUAGGCUAUUAUAAGCCCACGAUUUCCAUCUAUUUGUCUUAAGCUGUAAAACACUCUCACUUAAUUCUUCAUUAAUUGCAGAAUAACCAGACACCUGUUUAUAAUUUUGCCCAAUAAUGCAAAUGCCACUUUUCAAUUCAGAUAUGGUUUGUAUUUGAUCACAAGCUGGCAUUGAAUCGUCGAUAUCUCUUCUGUAAGUAAAGGCCUGAGUGAUGUUC